Molecule: messenger RNA, 1548 nt
Organism: Anopheles aquasalis
Lineage: Eukaryota; Metazoa; Arthropoda; Insecta; Diptera; Culicidae
Product: proclotting enzyme-like
Biological process (GO): proteolysis
Molecular function (GO): serine-type endopeptidase activity
Source: RefSeq, a predicted model, not a curated record
UGUUCGUCCGAAGCUACAUGCUCCGACGCUGCUAAACGGGGCUAAACGGUAGCUGUAACUUCAACUUUGCGAUGGCCCAAACGGUGCUUAAAGUGACCGUGCGGCUGCUGCUAAUCGGUUUAGCCGUAGCCCCACUAGUGUACGGGCUCAGUGCGUACCUUGGUGAAAACGAAGCCGCUGAAGGUGCAACAGUUGACGAAGUGCUUCAAUUGAUUGGCGAUCGAACAUCGAAUGGCCCAGCAGGAAAUGCUGCACCGCACAAAAAAACGUUUGCCCAACGAAAACAGGAACGAGAACAGAAGCAUCUCGAUCUGAACGUGCUGCUUCGCAAACGUCGCGCCCCACAAGGUUCACCAUCAAUUGACGCAAAGGCGGCGCAACCGCGCAAAGAAUGUCGUACGCGUGCCGGCGAAAAAGGCUACUGUACGCGCUACCAGAACUGCAAGGGUCCGGAGCUACGGGACAACGUCUGGUCGAUACUGCAGCAUCUCUGCCUGAUCGAUGGUCUCACGGUCGGUAUCUGCUGUCCGGACGUGGUCCAGGAAGGCAAUGGGCCCGAGUUCUCCCUUCGGCUUCCAGCUACGGCCGAUUCGUACGACGAUGUGGACGGACUCGACGGUAACGAUGCACCGACGGCACGUGACUCGAUGGUUCGUCCGGAGGAGCGUGGCUGCGGUAUUUCGACGAAACAACUGUCCAAAAUUUCCGGCGGCCAACAGGCAGAUGCUAACGAGUGGCCCUGGAUGGUGGCACUGGUGAUGUCGCGUGCCUCGUUCUGCGGUGGUUCGCUCAUCACGGACCGGCACGUCCUGACGGCGGCACACUGCGUGCUGAACCUCAAGCUGACCCAGUUUGUCGUUCGGCUCGGUGAGUAUGACUUCAAGCAGUACAACGAAACGCGCUACCGGGAUUUCCGGGUGUCCGAGAUGCGCAUCCAUGCGGACUUUGACCAGAGCACCUACGAGAACGAUGUGGCACUGCUGAAGCUGAUCCAACCGUCGUUUUUCAACUCGUACAUCUGGCCCAUCUGUAUGCCACCGCUCGAUGAUAACUGGACCGGUUAUCAGGGUGUGGUGGUCGGUUGGGGUACGCAGUUCUUCGGGGGUCCUUACUCGCCCAUCCUGAUGGAGGUUAAGGUGCCGAUCUGGGCGAACCGGGAAUGUCAGGAGGUGUACAUUAAUCGGAUCUUCGACACGUCGCUGUGUGCUGGCGAGUACGAGGGUGGGAAGGAUGCGUGCCAGGGGGAUAGUGGUGGUCCGCUCAUGAUUCAGCUGCCAAAUCGCCGGUGGGCCGUUGUAGGUGUCGUGUCGUCUGGCAUCCGCUGCGGUGAGGCUAAUCAUCCCGGAAUCUACACCCGUGUCAGCUCUUUCGUUCGCUGGAUUGUGGAGAAUGCUACAUUCUGAAGCUGUUCUUCGGUUUCACGGUAUCAAAGGAGAGCUCCAGGAGUUAAUUGUAUUCCAAACGUCCAUCAUGGUCGUUAUGCUCACGUCUUGGAUCGGAACCAGAUUCCUUGAAUAAUAGAGAGGUCUGUGGAAAUACAUUAUACCA